Saccostrea cuccullata (small rock oyster) is the source of this 652-nucleotide messenger RNA. Its product is annotated as complement C1q-like protein 3. NCBI's taxonomy places the organism in Eukaryota, Metazoa, Mollusca, Bivalvia, Ostreida, Ostreidae. Gene Ontology annotation, molecular function: protein binding. The coding region runs from base 18 to 590 and encodes 190 amino acids. The record is from RefSeq and is a predicted model, not a curated record. The transcript is spliced from 2 exons.
GCGCAACAGGAACUGAGAUGGCAAAGUAUUCUGUAGAACUGCUUUAUUUAUGUACAGCUUUGGUAUUCACCUUAUGGAGAGUAGAAGGUAUCUCAUUAACUUCUGUGUUGAAAAAACCAACAACGCGAAUUCAGCUUGAAUAUGGGGAUUUUGAACACCUUGUGGGAUUGAAAAAGGGUUCUUCAAGAGGCAAUACAGUGGCAUUUUCAGCUCAACUUCCAGGCAACCUAAAAAAUGUCAAACCGUUUGAAACGAUCAAGUACAGUUCCGUUACACUCAACCCCGGAAAUCACUACAACGGGAAGACGGGGGUCUUUACAGCGCCAUCUCCUGGCAUUUAUUAUUUUUCGUGGACAAUCUUAGCCUCAGCAAAACAACCAUUCAAUACUGCAAUUGUGGUCAACGAUUCAAAAAGGUGGAAAGCUUACAAUUACUGCAAUCCAAGUCCCUUACGUCAGCAAAUGUGUUCCAAAUCUGUCCUCGUCCAACUGUCAACUGCGGAUCAAGUAUGGAUUGUGGCCUACCAAAUGUCUGUCGAGAGUGCUCAUGGUGGCACUUGGCCACAAUUUUCUGGAUUCAAAUUAGCCUAGCAUAAUAUAUGUGUAUUUUAAGAAUGCUAUACAUUUAUAUUUCACAUAAAACAAAUUGAAAG